CUGGAAUUUGAAACAUGUAGGGGCCUCCAAAGAGCAGGGCACGAGUUACGGUGCCGGCUGGGUGGCAGCGAGGAUCCCCGGCUCGCCCUGCCUGGCGCGGACCCUGCCGGCUGCAUCCCACCGGGGCUCCCGCUGCGUGCUGCCCUGCAAACUUGCUGGGGUUUAGGUGGGGACACACGCGGCUGUCAGUCUGCAGGGACAAGCCUCAUUCGAAAGCGACUGAAGCAGCAAAGUGGGAAUAUACUUUGCCAAGAAGCAUUUUACUGUUGUUUUCUUUUCCUCUAUUUCGUGGAGAGAUUUCAUGUCUGCUCACGUGCUUUGGUAUGAGGAAGUGGAAGAUGAUUAUGAACGGGAAGAUGUUCAAAAGAAAACAUUCACAAAAUGGAUAAAUGCACAGUUUGCUAAGUGUGGAAGACGUUGCAUUGAAGAUCUUUUUAGUGAUUUUCGAGAUGGACGAAAACUCCUGGAGCUCCUGGAAUGCCUUACAGGCCAAAAAAUUGCAAAAGAAAAGGGCUCCACAAGAGUUCAUGCUCUGAACAACGUCAACAAAGCACUACAGAUUUUGCAGAGAAAUAAUGUUGAUUUGGUAAAUAUUGGGAGCUCAGACAUUGUGGAUGGCAAUCAUAAACUGACCCUUGGUUUGAUCUGGAAUAUAAUCCUCCACUGGCAGGUCAAAGAUGUAAUGAAAAACAUCAUGGCUGGACUGCAGCAGACAAACAGUGAAAAGAUUCUGCUGAGCUGGGUCCGUCAAUCAACUCGCAAUUACCCACAGGUCAAUGUUAUCAAUUUCACCAGUAGCUGGUCUGAUGGAUUGGCUUUCAAUGCACUCCUUCACAGUCACAGACCAGACCUUUUUGAUUGGAAUGCUGUCGCUUCUCAGCAGUCACCUGUGCAACGAUUAGACCAUGCAUUUAACAUAGCCAGGCAACACCUGGGCAUAGAGAAGCUCCUUGAUCCUGAAGACGUUGCAACUGCCUGUCCAGAUAAGAAGUCCAUCUUAAUGUACGUGACUUCCCUCUUCCAAGUUCUGCCACAGCAAGUCACUAUGGAGGCCAUCAGGGAGGUGGAAAUGCUGCCACGGCACUCAAGGGUCACUAGAGAAGAGCACAUACAAGUACAUCACCAACAGCGUUUUUCACAAGAGAUCACAGUCAAUAUACCCCCGAGACCUUCACCUUCUCCUAAACCACGGUUCAAAAGUUAUGCAUAUGCACAAACUGCGUAUGUCACAUCCCCUGACCAAAAAAGGAGGCAGGUUCCUCCACAGUUUUUAGAAACUGUUGAAAAAAGAACGUAUACCACCACAGUGAUGAGGUCCGAAAUGGAUCUUGACAACUACCAAACUGCUUUAGAAGAAGUACUCACAUGGCUUCUCUCUGCUGAAGAUGCAUUACAAGCACAAGGAGAUAUAUCCAGUGAUGUAGAAGUUGUUAAAGAACAGUUUCAUACCCAUGAGGGUUUCAUGAUGGAAUUAACAGCUCACCAAGGCCGUGUUGGUAAUGUUUUGCAAGUUGGAAGUCAACUUCUAACAAUUGGAAAGCUUUCUGAUGAUGAAGAAAAUGAAAUACAAGAACAAAUGAAUCUACUCAAUUCUCGAUGGGAAAGUCUCAGGGUAGCAAGUAUGGAAAAACAAAGCAAUUUACAUAAAAUCCUAAUGGAGCUGCAGAAUCAGCAACUAGCCCAGUUAGCUGACUGGCUAACAAAAACAGAGGAGAGGACAAAGAAGAUAGAUUCAGAGCCCUUAGGUCCAGAUUUAGAGGACCUAAAGCGACAAGUAGAAGAGCAUAAGGCAUUUCAAGAUGAUUUGGAACAGGAACAAGUGAAGGUGAACUCUCUAACCCAUAUGGUGGUGGUGGUGGAUGAAAACAGUGGAGACAAAGCUACUGCUGCACUGGAAGAGCAGCUUCAGCAUUUUGGAAGCCGGUGGGCAGCCAUCUGCAGAUGGACAGAAGAUCGAUGGGUUCUUCUGCAAGAUAUUCUUAGAAAAUGGCAGCACUUUGCAGAAGAGCAGUGCCUUUUUGAUGCGUGGCUUACUGAGAAAGAAGAUGCUCUUAGCAAAAUUCAGACAAGUGGCUUUAAAGAUGAAAAUGAGAUGCUGACUAGUCUACGCAAAUUAGCUAUCCUAAAAGGAGAUCUAGAAAUGAAGAGACAAAUGAUGAGUAAACUGAAGUCACUCAGCCAAGACCUCCUUGUAGCUGUGAAAAAUAAAGCAGUGGCUCAGAAGCUGGAGAUCCGGCUUGAAAAUUUUGCCCAGCGUUGGGAUAGCCUCGUGCAGAAGUUGGAGAGCGAUUCUAAGCAGGUUUCACAGGCUGUCACUACCACUCAGACAUCACUAACACAGACGACUGUAAUGGAAACUGUCACUAUGGUGACCACAAGAGAACAAAUCCUGGUUAAGCAUGCUAAAGAAGAGCUCCCACCACCACCUCCCCACAAAAAGAGGCAACUCCUUGUGGAUUCAGAAAUUAGGAAGAGGUUUGACUCGGAUACAACAGAACUCCAUAGCUGGAUGACACGCUCAGAAGCAGUACUUCAGAGUCCCGAAUUUGCAGUAUAUCGAAAAGAAGGAAAUCUCUCAGAUCUCAGAGAAAGAGUCAAUGCCAUCCAGCGAGAAAAGCCUGAGAAGUACAGAAAGCUGCAAGAUGCCAGCAGAUCAGCUGAGGCCCUGGUGGAACAGAUGGUGAAUGAGGGUCUGAAUGCUGACAGCAUUAGACAAGCCUCAGAGCAGCUGAAGAGUCGCUGGAUUGAGUUCUGUCAGUUGCUGAGUGAAAGACUGGCAUGGUUGGAGUACCAAAAUAGCAUCAUUGACUUCUAUUCCCAGCUGCAGCAACUGGAGCAGACAGCAAUUACAGCAGAAAACUGGCUGAAAGCACAACCCACACCAGCAACAGAUCCUGCUACAGUAAAAAUCCAGUUGGAAAAAUGCAAGGAUGAAAUCAUCCGAAUGUCAACUCUUAAGCCUCAAAUUGAACGGCUAAAGGCUCAAAGUCAAGCACUGAAAGAGAAAGAAGGCCCGGUGUUUCUGGAUGCUGACCUUGCUGCUUUUACCAGCCAUUUCAAACAAAUACUUGCUGAUAUGCACACCAGAGAAAAGCAACUACAAACCAUUUUUGACAGUUUGCCUCCUCAACGCUAUAAGGACACAGUGACUACUAUACUUUCAUGGAUCCAGCAGUCAGAAACUAAAGUCUCCAUACCUCCAGUUGCAGUUGCUGAAUAUGAAAUCAUGGAACAGAGACUCGGGGAGCUCAAGGCUCUACAAAGUUCUCUGCAAGAGCAGCAAAAAGGCCUGAACUAUCUCAACACAACUGUUGAAGACUUGUCUAGGAAAGCCCCUGCAGAAGUCAGCCAGAAAUACCGAUCGGAGGUUGAGUUGAUCAUUGGCCGCUGGAAGAAAUUAUCAUCACAGUUGGUGGAACAUUGCCAGAAACUUGAGGAUCUUAUGACUAAACUCCAACGAUUCCAGAAUGACACAAAAACACUGAAGAAGUGGAUGGCUGAAGUAGAUGUCUUUCUGAAGGAGGAAUGGCCUGCUCUUGGUGAUUCAGAAGCUCUGGAAAAGCAACUUGAACAGUGUACAGCUUUAGUAAAUGAUAUCCAGACAAUCCAGCCAAGUUUGAACAGUGUUAACGAGAUUGGGAAGAAAAUGAAGAGUGAAGCAGAGCCAGACUUUGCUUCCAGAAUAGAGACAGAACUAAAGGAGCUCAAUUCUCAGUGGGAACAUAUUUGCCAACAGGCGUAUGCUAAGAAGGCAGCAUUAAAAGGUGGUUUGGAUAAGACUGUGAGCCUCAGAAAGGAUUUGUCAGAGAUGCAUGAAUGGAUAACUCAAGCUGAGGAGGAAUAUCUGGAAAGAGAUUUUGAAUAUAAGACACCCGAUGAAUUACAGAAAGCUGUUGAAGAACUGAAGAGAGCAAAGGAGGAAGCCAUGCAGAAAGAAGUGAAAGUGAAGCUUAUUACUGAUUCUGUGAAUAAUUUUAUAGCAAAGGCUCCACCUGCAGCUAAUGAGGCUUUGAAAAAGGAGCUUGAUGUUCUAAUUACCAGCUACCAGAGACUCUGCAGCAGACUGAAUGGAAAGUGCAAAACUUUGGAGGAAGUAUGGGCAUGUUGGCAUGAAUUAUUGUCAUAUUUGGAUGCAGAAAACAAGUGGUUGAAUGAGGUGGAAUUGAAACUCAAGGCAACUGAAAAUAUCCAGGGAGGUGCAGAAGAGAUUUCUGAGUCUUUGGAUUCUUUGGAACGUUUAAUGAGACAUCCAGAAGAUAAUCGCAAUCAGAUUCGGGAAUUAGCUCAGACUUUAACUGAUGGUGGAAUCUUGGAUGAACUGAUCAAUGAGAAACUUGAGAAGUUCAAUACUCGAUGGGAAGAACUGCAGCAGGAGGCUGUGAGAAGACAAAAGAGUCUUGAACAGAGUAUUCAGUCUGCCCAGGAGACUGACAAAACCCUCCGCUUAAUUCAAGAGUCUCUUGCUGUUAUAGACAAACAGCUGACAGCCUACAUUGCAGACAGAGUUGAUGCAGCACAAGUGCCUCAGGAAGCACAGAAAGUACAAUCUGAAUUAACAAGCCAUGAGAUUAGUUUGGAAGAAAUGAAGAAACGAAAUCGAGGCAAAGAGUCUUCAAAAAGAGUUCUUUCCCAAAUUGAUGUGGCACAGAAAAAGUUGCAGGAUGUCUCCAUGAAGUUUCGCUUGUUUCAGAAGCCAGCUAAUUUUGAACAGCGUCUACAAGAAUGCAAAAGAAUUUUAGAUGAAGUGAAAUUGCAAGUGCCCAAGUUGGAGACGAAGAGUGUUGAGCAGGAAUUAGUACAGUCACAGUUGGACCACUGCAUGAAAUUAUAUAAAAGCCUGAGUGAGGUGAAGUCUGAAGUGGAAACAGUGAUAAAAACUGGGAGGCAGAUUGUUCAAAAGCAGCAGACAGAGAAUCCAAAAGAACUGGAUGAAAGGCUUACAGCUUUGAAGUUGCAAUAUAAUGAAUUGGGUGCGAAGGUGACAGAAAAAAAGCAAGAGUUAGAGAAAUGCUUGAAAUUGUCCCGGAAGCUACGAAAAGAAAUUAAUUCUCUGACAGAAUGGCUUGCAGCAACAGAUGUGGAAUUGACAAAGAGAUCAGCUGUGCAAGGGAUUCCUAGCAAUUUGGAUGCUGAAAUUGCCUGGGGCAAGGCAACAUGGAAAGAGAUUGAGAAACGCCAAGUCCAGCUUAAGAAUAUCAGUGAUUUAGGAGAGAAUUUGAAGACAGUACUGAAAGGAAAGGAAAGUCUAGUGGAAGAUAAACUCAGCCUCCUGAACAGUAAUUGGAUAGCAGUAACUUCACGUGCCGAGGAAUGGUUAAAUCUGUUAAUGGAAUAUCAAAAGCACAUGGAGGCUUUUGAUCAGAAAGUAGCUAAUGUCACGACUUGGAUAUAUCGUGCUGAAAUACUGUUGGAUGAAUCUGAUAAGCAAAAGCCACAGCAAAAAGAGGAAACUCUUAAGCGCUUAAAGGCUGAGCUGAAUGAUAUGCAUCCAAAGGUGGACUCUGUGCGUGACCAGGCGGUAGACUUGAUGACAAACCGUGGCGAUCACUGCAGGAAAGUAAUAGAGCCUAAACUAUCAGAGCUCAACCAGCGAUUUGCCGCCAUAUCACAAAGAAUUAAGAGUGGAAAGCCCUUCAUUCCUUUGAAGGAAUUGGAGCAAUUUGACUUCGAUAUACAAAAAUUGCUUGAACCACUGGAGGUUGAAAUUCAGCAGGGGGUGAAUUUGAAAGAGGAGGACUUCAAUAAAGAUAUGAGCGAAGAUGAUGAGAGCACAGUGAAAGAAUUGCUGCAAAGGGGCGACACACUUCAGAAAAGAAUCACAGAUGAGAGAAAACGGGAGGAAAUAAAGAUAAAACAACAGCUGUUGCAGACUAAACAUAAUGCUCUCAAGGACUUGAGGUCUCAAAGAAGAAAAAAGGCUUUAGAGAUUUCUCAUCAAUGGUAUCAGUACAAGAGGCAGGCUGAUGACCUAAUGACAUGGCUGGAUGACAUUGAGAAAAAGUUAGCCAGUCUACCAGACCACAAAGAUGAGCAGAAGCUAAAGGAGAUUGGUGGAGAAUUGGAGAAGAAGAAGGAAGAUCUGAAUGCGGUGAACAGGCAGGCUGAACGCCUGUCUAAGGAUGGGGCUGCAAAAGCAGUGGAGCCAACCCUGGUACAGCUCAGCAAGCGCUGGCGAGAUAUUGAGAGCAAAUUUGCUCAGUUUCGAAGACUCAACUAUGCACAAAUUCAAACAGUUCAUGAAGAUACAACUUUUGUGAUGACUGAAACUAUGACUGUGGAAACCACUUAUGUGCCUUCUACAUACCUGGCAGAGAUCCUUCAGCUUCUGCAAGCCUUGUCUGAAGUAGAAGAACGCCUUAAUUCUCCUGUUCUGCAGGCUAAGGAUUGUGAAGAUCUCUUGAAACAAGAAGAAUGUCUCAAGAACAUUAAAGAUCGCCUGGGGAAACUCCAGGGUCAUUUAGACAUUAUUCACAGCAAGAAGACACCGGCUUUGCAAAGUGCUACACCGAGGGAAACUGCGAAUAUACAAGACAAGCUGACUCAGCUUAAUUCCCAAUGGGAGAAAGUUAACAAGAUGUACAGAGACCGACAGGCACGGUUUGAUAAAUCUAUGGAAAAGUGGCGGCUUUUUCAUUGUGAAAUGAAGAGCUUUAAUCAGUGGCUAACUGAAACUGAAGAGAAACUGUCAAGAGCACAGAUAGAGGCUGGAGAUGUGGGUCACGUGAAAACCAAGCAAUUUCUCCAGGAGCUUCAGGAUGGCAUCGGGCGACAGCAAACUGUUGUCAAAACACUGAAUGUAACUGGUGAAGAAAUUAUUGAGCAGUCAUCAGCAGCAGAUGCUAACGUCCUGAAGGAGCAACUGGGAAAUCUGAAUACCCGGUGGCAGGAGAUCUGCAGACAGCUGGUAGAGAAAAAAAAGAGGAUAGAGGAAGAAAAGAACAUUUUAUCAGAAUUUCAAGAAGACUUGAACAAGCUGAUUUUAUGGUUAGAGGAAACAGAGAGCAUCAUUGCUAUUCCCCUUGAACCAGGGAAUGAAGACCAGCUAAGAGACUGCCUUGGCAAAGUAAAGUUAAGAGUUGAAGAGCUGCUGCCACACAAGGGAAUACUGAAACGAUUAAAUGAAACUGGAGGAACAGCACUUGGAAGUGCAUCACUGAACCCAGAAAGAAAACAUAAGCUUGAGAGUACACUGAAGGAGGCUAGCCGUCGCUUGUUAAAGGUGUCCAGAGAUCUACCAGAGAAGCAAAAAGAAAUCGAGAUUCUGCUAAAGGAUUUCAUCGAACUUGAUCAGCAGCUAAAUCAACUGACAUUGUGGGUAACACCUGUCAAAAACCAGCUAGAGCUUUAUAACCAAGUGGGUCAGCCAGGAGCUUUUGAUAUUAAGGAAACUGAAGCAGCAGUGCAGGCUAAACAGCCGAAUGUGGAAGAAGUUUUGUCUAAAGGGUGUCAUUUAUAUAAGGAAAAACCAGCCACUCAUCCAGUAAAGAAAAAGUUAGAAGACUUGAAUGCGGAUUGGAAGGCAAUAAACCACUUAAUUCUACAACUAAAGGAAAAGCCAACAUUCAGAGAGCCUUCCCUUUUCUCUCCAAGUGUCUUAACUUCUGGUCAAACUGUUGCUGUGGAUACACAAACCAGGGUAACCAAGGAAACCACCACCUUCAAACCAGAAAUGCCAUCUUCUGUGCUUUUGGAGGUUCCAGCCUUGGCUGACUUCAAUAAGGCAUGGGCAGAACUCACUGAAUGGCUUUCUCGACUGGAUCGAGAGAUGAAAGCUCAGAGAGUGACAGUAGGUGAUCUUGAUGAUAUCAACGACAUGAUCAUCAAACAAAAGGCAAUACUACAAGAUCUGGAGCAAAGACGUCCCCAGCUGGAUGAACUAAUAACUGCAGCACAAAAUCUAAAAAACAAGACGAGCAAUCAGGAGGCCAGAACAAUAAUUACUGACCGCAUUGAAAAGAUACAGAGCCAGUGGGAUGAUGUGCAUGGACACCUCCAAAGCCGAAGACAACAGCUUCAUGAGAUGCUAAAGGAUUCAACACAGUGGCUAGAAGCUAAACAAGAAGCUGAACAGGUUCUUGAACAAGCGAAAGCAAAGCUUGAGUCGUGGAAAGAAAUUUCCUAUACUGUGGAAGCUCUGAAAAAACAGAACGCUGAGCUUAAGCAAUUUUCAAAAGAAAUACGACAAUGGCAAACAAAUGUAGAAGUGGUGAAUGACGUGGCACUUAAGCUGCUCCGUGAUUAUUCAGCAGAUGACACCAGAAAAGUAGAACUGAUGACAGAUAACAUUAAUGCGACAUGGGCUACAAUCAAUAAGAGGGUUAGUGAACGUGAAGCUGCGCUGGAAUCAGCACUACUGAUGUUGCAGGAAUUCUACCUGGAUCUUGAGAAGUUCCUCUCUUGGCUUACGGAAGCUGAAACAACCGCUAAUGUCCUGCAGGAUGCUACACAUAAGGAAAAGACACUAGAGGAUCCCCAAAUGGUUCGGGAGCUCACGAAACAGUGGCAGGAUCUACAGGCAGAAAUUGAUGCACAUACGGACAUCUUCCACAACCUGGAUGAAAAUGGGCAGAAAAUCCUGAGAUCCCUGGAAGGCUCAGAGGAUGCUGUCCUGUUGCAGAGACGUCUGGAUAACAUGAACUUCAGAUGGAGUGAGCUUAGGAAGAAAUCUCUAAACAUUAGGUCCCAUUUGGAAGCUAGUACAGACCAGUGGAAGCGUUUACAUCUCUCUCUUCAGGAACUUUUGGCAUGGCUGCAAUUGAAGGAGGAUGAAUUAAAACAGCAAGCACCCAUUGGUGGAGAUCUUCCAACUGUGCAGAAGCAGAACGAUGUUCACAGGACUUUCAAGAGGGAGCUGAAAACAAAGGAACCUGUUAUCAUGAGCGCACUUGAGACUGUGCGAGUCUUCCUGGCAGAUCAGCCGGUAGAGGGACUGGAGAAGGUCUAUCUAGAACCAAGAGAGCUAUCACCUGAGGAAAGGGCCCAGAACGUCACUAAAGUUCUCCGAAGGCAAGCAGAUGAUGUCAGAACUGAGUGGGAUAAGCUAAAUCUACGUUCUGCUGAUUGGCAAAAGAAGAUAGAUGAUGCUGUUGAAAGGCUGCAGGGCCUUCAGGAGGCAAUGGAUGAACUGGACCUGAAACUGCGCCAGGCUGAAGCGUUCAAGGGAUCCUGGCAGCCAGUGGGGGAUCUGCUCAUUGACUCUCUGCAGGAUCACUUAGAAAAAGUCAAGGUUUAUCGAGCAGAAAUGGUGCCCCUUAAAGAGAAGGUACAUCAAGUCAAUGAGCUUGCACACCGGUUCGCUCCCCCUGAUAUUCAGCUCUCCCCAUACACCCUCAGCUGUCUGGAGGACCUGAACACAAGGUGGAAGGUGCUACAGGUGGCCAUUGAUGAGCGCAUCAGGCAACUGCAUGAAGCUCACAGGGAUUUUGGCCCUACUUCCCAGCAUUUUCUUACCACUUCUGUCCAAGGCCCCUGGGAGAGGGCAAUCUCGCCAAACAAAGUGCCCUAUUACAUCAACCAUGAGACGCAGACAACCUGCUGGGAUCAUCCCAAAAUGACUGAGCUCUACCAGUCUUUAGCGGACCUGAACAAUGUCAGGUUCUCAGCAUACAGAACUGCCAUGAAGCUCCGCAGGCUGCAGAAAGCCCUCUGCUUGGAUCUCCUGAAUCUGUCUGCUGCAUGUGAUGCCUUGGACCAGCACAACCUCAAGCAAAAUGACCAGCCAAUGGAUAUCCUGCAGAUCAUUAACUGCUUGACCACUAUUUAUGAUCGACUGGAACAGGAGCACAAUAAUCUAGUCAAUGUUCCUCUCUGCGUGGACAUGUGCCUCAACUGGCUGCUGAAUGUCUAUGACACGGGUCGAACCGGAAGGAUCCGUGUUUUAUCUUUCAAAACUGGUGUUGUAUCCCUUUGUAAAGCACACCUGGAAGAUAAGUAUAGAUACCUGUUCAAACAGGUGGCGAGCUCCACUGGCUUCUGCGACCAGCGCCGGCUGGGGCUGCUGCUGCACGACUCCAUCCAGAUCCCGCGGCAGCUGGGGGAGGUCGCUUCAUUUGGGGGCAGCAACAUCGAACCGAGUGUCAGAAGCUGCUUCCAGUUUGCCAAUAACAAGCCUGAGAUUGAAGCAGCCUUGUUUCUGGACUGGAUGAGGCUGGAACCGCAAUCCAUGGUGUGGCUGCCCGUACUGCACAGGGUGGCUGCUGCUGAAACGGCCAAACACCAAGCGAAGUGUAACAUCUGCAAGGAGUGCCCCAUUAUUGGAUUCAGGUACAGAAGCUUAAAGCACUUUAACUAUGACAUCUGCCAAAGUUGCUUCUUCUCUGGCCGUGUUGCAAAAGGUCACAAAAUGCACUAUCCCAUGGUGGAGUACUGCACACCAACAACUUCUGGAGAAGAUGUCCGUGACUUUGCCAAGGUACUAAAAAACAAAUUUCGAACAAAAAGAUAUUUUGCAAAGCACCCGCGAAUGGGGUACCUGCCUGUGCAGACUGUCUUGGAGGGAGACAACAUGGAAACUCCUGUUACUCUGAUCAACUUCUGGCCAGUAGAUUCUGCGCCUGCCUCGUCCCCUCAGCUUUCACAUGAUGAUACUCAUUCACGCAUUGAACAUUAUGCUAGCAGGCUAGCAGAAAUGGAGAACAGCAAUGGUUCUUACCUAAAUGACAGUAUUUCACCUAAUGAGAGCAUCGAUGAUGAACACUUGUUAAUCCAGCACUACUGCCAAAGUCUGAACCAGGAAUCCCCCCUGAGCCAGCCCCGAAGCCCUGCCCAGAUCUUGAUUUCUCUGGAGAGCGAAGAAAGAGGUGAACUGGAGAGAAUUCUUGCAGAUCUGGAAGAAGAAAAUCGAAACUUGCAAGCAGAGUACGACCGUUUGAAGCAACAGCAUGAUCACAAAGGAUUAUCUCCACUGCCGUCCCCACCAGAGAUGAUGCCAGUUUCUCCACAGAGUCCCCGCGAUGCUGAACUCAUUGCAGAAGCCAAACUGCUUCGCCAGCACAAGGGCCGCCUGGAGGCCAGGAUGCAGAUUCUGGAGGAUCACAACAAACAGCUGGAGUCACAGCUGCACAGGCUGAGGCAGCUGCUGGAGCAGCCACAGGCAGAUGCCAAGGUGAAUGGUACAACACUGUCAUCUCCUUCUACCUCUUUGCAGAGGUCAGACAGCAGUCAGCCAAUGCUUCUUCGUGUAGUUGGCAGCCAGACUUCAGAAACCAUGGGUGAGGAUGACCUGCUCAGCCCUCCCCAGGACACAAGCACAGGUUUGGAGGAAGUGAUGGAGCAGCUUAACAACUCCUUCCCCAGUUCCAGAGGUGUUUGGGUUUUGGUUUCCGUUUUUUUGCUGUUACUUUUUUUUAUUUUACCAAUUGCUGUAGAUAAACCUGUCCCGUUUAGAGUGGAGAAGCAGCCUGCCCCUCCUUUACCUUAAGGCCACAAUGUAGGGAGCCUUUUCCACAUGGCAGAUGACUUGGGAAGAGCAAUGGAAACCUUAGUUACAGUGAUGACUGACGACAAGGUGUUAGAAUAGCAAGAUGUGUUUUACAACUUCAGGCGUCCCGCAUGGUUUUUAUAAUAUUCAUACUACAAAGAGGAUUAGACUGUAAGAGUUUACAAGAAAACAAAUCUAUAUUUUUGUGAAGGGUAGUGGUACUAUACUGUAGAUUUCAGUAGUUUCCUAAGUCUGUUUCUGUUUUGUUAACAAUGGCAGGUUUUACACGUCUAUGCAAUUGUACAAAAAAAUUAUAAGAAAACUACAUGUAAAAUCUUGAUAGCUAAAUAACUUGCCAUUUCUUUAUAUGGAACGCAUUUCGGGUUGUUUAAAAAAAAAUUUAUAACAGUUAUAAAGAAAGAUUGUAAACUAAAGUGUGCUUUAUAAAAAUAAUUGUUUAUAGAAACCCCCUUUAAAAAAUACAAAAAAAAAAUAUGGAGGCAGUGCAUUUGUUUAGUAUCAUUUCAGCUCUGCAGCUGCAUCAGAGAGAGAUUCAUGUUCUGUGUUCUUUUCCUGGCCUGUCAAAAAGGAGAAAAAGAGAAAAGCAUUUCCUGCAGCGACACCAAAACUUAACAUUUCUCAUUGGUUUGGUCUGACUAGGGCUGGCUUUUGGAAAAAAAAAAAAAAAAAAACUCCUGGACUUCCAGUGAAGAUAGUUAUUUCACUUCUUUCCAAUAAAAUUAACAAUUACAUGAAUCGCACUAGUUGGCAAUAAUUAAAUGAAAGAGCACA
Numida meleagris (helmeted guineafowl) is the source of this 12211-nucleotide messenger RNA. RefSeq names its product dystrophin (gene DMD). Gene Ontology annotation, cellular component: plasma membrane. The coding region runs from base 302 to 11419 and encodes 3705 amino acids. Gene Ontology annotation, biological process: synaptic signaling. The record is from RefSeq and is a predicted model, not a curated record. Gene Ontology annotation, molecular function: protein binding; zinc ion binding. The transcript has 79 exons. Lineage: Eukaryota; Metazoa; Chordata; Aves; Galliformes; Numididae.